Molecule: messenger RNA, 1194 nt
Organism: Pipistrellus nathusii (Nathusius's pipistrelle)
Lineage: Eukaryota; Metazoa; Chordata; Mammalia; Chiroptera; Vespertilionidae
Source: the annotation of a GenBank genome assembly
AUGGGCCUCCUCCGAGGCGGGGCCCCGUGCGCGCGGGCCAUGGCGCGCCUGGGCGCCGUGCGCUCCCAUCACUGCGCGCUGCUGCUGGCCGCGGCGUUCGCCGUCUGCGCCUUCUACUACCUGGGCUCGGGCCGCGAGACCUUCUCGAGCGCCACCAAGAGGCUGAAGGAGGCCCGCGCCGGGGCCCCCGCGGCGGCGCCCUCCCCGCCGGGGCCGGUGCCGGAGCAGGCGCGGGGGUCCGCGGCGCCCGCCCUGGGGGCCAAGGCCAAGAGCCUGGACGGCGGCGGCGGGGCCGGGCCGGUGGACUACCACCUGCUGAUGAUGUUCACCAAGGCGGAGCACAACGCCGCGCUGCAGGCCAAGGCCCGCGUCGCGCUGCGCUCCCUGCUGCGCCUGGCCAAGUUCGAGGCUCACGAGGUGCUGAACCUGCACUUCGUGAGCGAGGAGGCCAGCCGCGAGGUGGCCAAGGCCCUGCUGCGGGAGCUGCUGCCGCCCGCCGCCGGCUUCAAGUGCAAGGUCGUCUUCCACGACGUGGCCGUGCUGACGGACAAGCUCUUCCCCAUCGUGGAGGCCAUGCAGAAGCACUUCAGCGCUGGCUCCGGGACCUACUACAGCGACUCCAUCUUCUUCCUCUCGGUCGCCAUGCAUCAGAUCAUGCCCAAAGAGAUCCUGCAGAUAAUACAGCUGGACCUAGACCUAAAGUACAAGACCAACAUCCGGGAAUUGUUCGAGGAGUUUGACAAUUUCCUGCCAGGCGCCAUCAUUGGCAUCGCGAGAGAGAUGCAGCCGGUGUACAGGCACACAUUCUGGCAGUUCCGCCAGGAGAACCCCAAGACCCGGGUUGGGGGCCCGCCGCCCGAGGGGCUCCCCGGCUUCAACAGCGGGGUGAUGCUGCUGGACCUGGAGGCCAUGCGCCAGUCCCCGCUCUACAGCCGCCUGCUGGAGCCGGCGCGGGUGCGGCAGCUGGCCGACAAGUACCGCUUCCGGGGCCACCUGGGGGACCAGGACUUCUUCACCAUGAUCGGCAUGGAGCACCCCGAGCUCUUCCACGUGCUGGACUGCACCUGGAACCGGCAGCUCUGCACCUGGUGGCGGGACCAUGGCUACAGCGACGUCUUCGAGGCCUACUUCCGCUGCGAGGGCCACGUCCGGAUCUACCACGGGAACUGCAACACCCCGAUCCCGGAGGCCUAG